Telopea speciosissima is the source of this 1498-nucleotide messenger RNA. RefSeq names its product dnaJ protein ERDJ3B-like. The transcript is spliced from 10 exons. The record is from RefSeq and is a predicted model, not a curated record. NCBI's taxonomy places the organism in Eukaryota, Viridiplantae, Streptophyta, Magnoliopsida, Proteales, Proteaceae. The coding region runs from base 214 to 1248 and encodes 344 amino acids. Gene Ontology annotation, biological process: protein folding.
GUUAAGGAAGAAUCAGGAACUGCAACUGAUCCCUCUGUGUCUAAAUCGUUAUUGUUUCGAAGAACUGCUUUUAGUGUAAACAAAUCGUUGCUAGAAUUCUACAUCAUUGGCAAAUCUAUCUUUCUCCUUGGCAUUAACCUAUAGAUCUGACUGUGAGCCCUAGGCUCUCUGGGAGAGAUUUAAAUCUCUCCUGAUUUCUGUACUUGAGUCUUAAUGGCGUAUCAAAGAACGAAAUUGCUUUUGUUCUUUUGCGUUCUAUCAUUUGUGCUUUCUGUUCUCGGAGGGAAAAGCUAUUAUGAUAUUCUGCAAGUCCAGAAAGGCGCCUCGGACGAGCAGAUCAAACGAGCUUAUCGGAAGCUUGCAUUAAAGUAUCAUCCUGAUAAGAAUCAGGGAAAUGAGGAGGCCAACAAGAGAUUUGCAGAGAUUAAUAAUGCGUACGAAGUGCUAUCAGAUCGUGAGAAAAGGAAUAUCUACGAUAGGCAUGGUGAAGAGGGCCUGAGGCAGCAUGCAGCAGGAGGCGGCAGGGGUGGAGGAAUGAAUAUGCAGGAUAUCUUCAGCAGCUUCUUUGGUGGAGGUCCAGUAGAAGAAGAAGAAGAGAAAAUUGUCAAAGGAGAUGAUGUAAUAGUUGAACUGGAUGCAACAUUGGAAGAUCUGUACAUGGGAGGUUCACUGAAGGUAUGGAGGGAGAAAAAUGUUUUAAAGCCAGCCCCUGGUAAGAGGCGCUGUAACUGCCGAAACGAGGUCUAUCACAAGCAAAUUGGCCCAGGAAUGUUUCAGCAGAUGACAGAGCAGGUCUGUGAGCAAUGCCCAAAUGUGAAAUAUGAAAGAGAGGGGUACUUCAUCACCGUUGAUAUUGAAAAGGGGAUGCAAGAUGGGCAAGAGGUCGUGUUUUAUGAGGAUGGUGAGCCUAUAAUAGAUGGAGAAGCUGGAGAUCUCAAGGUCCGUAUUCGUACUGCACCACAUGAAAAUUUCAGAAGGGAAGGCAAUGACCUGCACACAACUGUUACCAUAACAUUGGUACAAGCACUUGUUGGUUUUGAUAAGUCCAUCAAACACCUGGAUGAACAUCUUGUAGACAUCAGUUCAAAGGGAAUUACAAAACCCAAAGAAGUGAGAAAGUUCAAGGGUGAAGGGAUGCCAUUGCAUUUUAGUUCAAAAAAGGGGGAUUUAUAUGUUACGUUCGAGGUUUUGUUCCCUACUUCACUAAAUGAAGACCAGAAGACCAAGAUCAAAGCAAUUCUUGGUUAAUCUCAGAGUAUUUUCCUUUUUUGAGUUCCAAGAUUUUCCCCAUUGUACAAUGAUGAGGUCAACAAGAUGUGGGCAGCUGAAGGAUGUAGUCAAUGCUUUAAUCCUUAAAAUUGUACUCUCAUGAGGCAGUUUAUUACCCUCCUAUUUUUCCCCCCACAAGGGUGUAGUUCUUCAUUCCCUCCUCGGAAUAUCAAUGUAGGAUUCUAACAACAAAGUUGUAAUUGAAGCUAGUGAACUUAAUUUUUUGCUC